AUGGAUGCAGCAAACUUGACUCAUGACACUUUUCUGAAAUCGUCGGAUAUUGAUGUGAACGACGUUCGCAAAAGUCAAGUAUCGGCCAUCGACGUUAUCACUGAAGAACUUCACUACAGCCAGUUUUUUGUGAAGUACAUGCUACCAAAUCAGCCAUGUUUAUUUGGUUCACAGGUAACCUCUUGUUGGAAAAGUGUUAAAGAUUGGGUUACGGAAGAGGGGAGACCAAAUUUUAAGUUUCUGCAAGACCGUUUUGGCAGAGCUGUGGUGCCAGUUGCUAACUGUGCUGGCAAACAUUAUGAUUCUCAACCCAAAGAAGAUAUGUUAUUCACAGAUUAUAUAAAAUAUUGGAAAGAUUACAUUGAUAGUGAUUAUUCAACUGAUAGGAAAUGUCUCUACCUCAAGGACUGGCACUUUAACAGGGAGUAUCCGGGAUAUACUGCAUACAAGACUCCAGUGUAUUUCCUGUCGGAUUGGUUGAAUGAAUUCUGGGAAAGUAGAGAAGACCAAAUAGAUGAUUACAAAUUUGUCUACAUGGGACCCAAAGGAUCAUGGACGCCAUUCCAUGCUGACGUAUUCAGGUCAUACAGCUGGUCUGCCAAUGUCUGUGGGAGGAAAAAGUGGCUUUUAUUUCCCCCUGGGCAAGAACAGAAUCUUAAAGAUGUCCAUGGCAACCUGGCUUAUGAUGUCACUUCCCCUGAGAUGCAUGAUGGGACAAAGUACCCAAAUUAUGAUAAAGUGUCAGGGAUGCUAGAGGUAAUACAGGAAGCUGGUGAAGUCAUCUUUGUACCAAGUGGAUGGUAUCAUCAAGUUAUUAAUAUGGAUGACACCAUUUCUAUCAACCAUAACUGGAUCAAUGGCUGCAAUGUUGAUAUUUGCUGGGACUUUAUCCAGAGUGAGUUGAAGUCUGUAGAGGACGCCAUUGCAGACUGUCGUGAUAUGGACGGAUGGCAUAAACAGUGCCAGUUAAUUCUAAAAGCAAACAGUGGAAUGGAUUAUACAGAUCUAUUUACAUUUCUUCAUACUAUUGCUAAGCAACGGAUGAAGAACCUGAAUACUGUCAUGGCAACCAAUGAAGAAUUUGAGCAUGUAAACUUUAAUUAUCAUGAUGUGUUUGAUUUAAACAAAAUUCUGAAUCUUUUAAAGCAUAUUUUAAAAAAUAAGGAUUUUUCAGAAAUCGAUUAUGGAACUCUUCAUGUUAACCCUAAAGACUUUGUUGCCAGUUUAAAUCAUUUUUUACAUAAUGAACUUACAAGUUAUCUUUGA
Messenger RNA from Saccoglossus kowalevskii, 1266 nucleotides. RefSeq names its product 2-oxoglutarate and iron-dependent oxygenase JMJD4-like. Lineage: Eukaryota; Metazoa; Hemichordata; Enteropneusta; Harrimaniidae. The record is from RefSeq and is a predicted model, not a curated record. Gene Ontology annotation, cellular component: nucleus; cytoplasm. Gene Ontology annotation, biological process: protein hydroxylation; positive regulation of translational termination. Gene Ontology annotation, molecular function: sequence-specific DNA binding; 2-oxoglutarate-dependent dioxygenase activity.